AUGAUCAAAUAGCAUAGAAAAAUAGAACAUUCUUUUCUCUAUCAGACUAUAUAAAAGAAAGUUUCUUUAACCUUUCUAUAAGGGAUAAAAAUACCACUGCCACUACUUUUGGUAUGCCCUAAGUAGAAACAUGCUAAGAACACUCAGCAUGUGAAGAUUGAAAAUAAAAAAAUUUUGUACAAUUUUCGAUUUUGCACUCCAAUAACUCUCUACUUAGUUUAGCUGCACUAAUUUUUCAUUAUUUUAAGAGCAAAUGAAUGAUGCUGAUGCACUCAUAAAUCGUGCCGAAGCAUAUAUUGUUGAUGAACUAUACGAUCUGGCUUUAAAAGAUUAUGAAAAAGCGCACGAAUAUGAAGAGAGUCAACGUAUUCAUGAUGGAAUUAAAAGAAUUCAAAAACUAAUAAAACAAGUGAAAAAGCGUGAUUAUUAUAAAAUAUUGACCAUUCGACGAAGUGCAAAUAAAGCAGAAAUUCUAAGAGCAUACAGAAAACAUGCUAUUAAAUGGCAUCCAGAUAAAUAUGAAGGAGAAGAUAAGAAAAAAGCAGAAAAAAUGUUUAUUGAUAUAGCAGCAGCCAAAGAAGUUCUCACUGAUCCAGAAAAACGUGCUAGAUUUGAUAAUGGUGAAGAUCCGUUAGAUGCUGAAGAACAAGCACAAGGUUUUAAUCCAUUUGGACAAGGCUUUAAUCCAUUCGGUGGAGGAAAUGGUGGCAGCUACAGUUUUCGAUUUCAUUUUAAUUAG
Molecule: messenger RNA, 739 nt
Organism: Didymodactylos carnosus
Lineage: Eukaryota; Metazoa; Rotifera; Eurotatoria; Philodinida; Philodinidae
Source: the annotation of a GenBank genome assembly